AUGCCGACGUCUUUAGUGAAGGAGUCAGAUGUAGAUGUGCUUGUUAUAGGCGCAGGGCCAGCAGGGCUCAUGUGUGCCAAUGGUUUAGCCAAGGCUGGCAUCAAAGUGAGAAUUGUUGAUCAGCGACCGGGCGAUUUACUGGCAGGCAGAGCUGAUGGUCUACAGCCGCGCACUCUAGAGGUAUUGCAGAGUUAUGGCCUUGCUGAGCGGGUCUUCAAAGAAGCCAACCAGAUGCACAUGGCCGCGUUCUACAAUCCCAGCCCUAACGGUGGAAUCGAGCUCACUGAUCGGGCCCCGGAUGUGACAGCUCCAACUGCACGCUAUCCCUUUGAGUGCACGCUGCACCAGGGAGCCAUAGAAGCUAUCUUUCAUGACUCCAUGCGCUCGAUGGGUGUGCAAGUGGACAGACCAACCAUACCGGAGUCAAUCCAGAUAUCGCAGGACGGAGACGUGUUGAAGGACCCCGAGGCUUAUCCCGUCCGAGUCGUGCUAAAACACUUACGAACGGCAGAUGGGGAGAUAGAUACAGAAGUGGUUCAUGCCAAAUUCGUGGUCGGUGCUGAUGGUGCCCACUCAUGGGUUCGGAAGUCCCUGGGGAUUCAGAUGGAAGGAGAACAAACCGAUUUCGUCUGGGGUGUUGUGGAUCUAGUCCCAGACACCGACUUUCCUGAUAUCCGCAAUAGAUGCGCCAUUCAUUCGAAUAACGGCUCUUGCAUGAUCAUCCCAAGGGAAGGGGAUAAAGUCAGGCUUUACAUACAGCUCGGCCACACCGAUGCUGUGGACUCUACAAAUGGAAGAGUUGAUAUGAGCAAGACCAGUCCGUACAAAUUGAUGGAGGUUGCGAAGACAUCAUUGCAGCCAUUUUAUAUCAGAAACACUGGCGACAUCGACUGGUGGACGAUAUACAUCAUCGGUCAACGCGUCGCUUCAAGAUUCUCUGUCAAUAACCGUGUGUUCAUCGCUGGAGAUGCUUGCCAUACGCAUUCACCAAAGGCCGGUCAAGGCAUGAAUGCUAGUAUGAACGAUACUCAUAAUCUAGUUUGGAAACUGACAUAUGUUCUACGUGGCUGGGCUGACAUGUCCCUCUUGGAUACCUACGAAUUCGAACGGCGUAAAUACGCCCAAGAUUUGAUCAACUUCGAUAAGAAAUUUUCUGCCCUGUUCUCUGGAAAGCCGCGAACGCAGGAAUAUCAAGAUGGCGUCUCCCACGAGGAAUUUAAGAAAGCGUUCCAAACGUUCGGUGGAUUCACCAGCGGCAUCGGCAUCAGAUACGCGGAAUCCUUGAUCACGAAUUGCAAAUACCAGGACUAUGCGAGCAAUCUGAAGAUUGGCCGACGCAUGCCCCCGCAAGUUCUGCUUCGUGCUGCCGACUCGCGGCCGGUCGAGCUCCAGGAUCUCUUGCCGUCAGAUACUCGCUUCAAAUUCUUGCUGUUCACCGGAGAUAUAUCUUCUCCUCUGCAGCAAGGCAAACUUUCCGAGCUCUCGCAGCGACUUGGCAGACCUGAGGGGCUCCUUGACCCUACCCUUGUAGGAAGUCGCCGUUCGAUGCUGGAGGUCCUUACCAUCGGCGUAGGAAGUAAGUGGACGGUGAGGUACACCGACGUACCACCUUUAUUCCGCUCGCACUGGUCGAAAGUACUCAUAGAUGACUCAGACCCCCAUGAACGAUCGGGAGGCAAGGCAUAUACUUCCUUUGGUAUUAAUCCUUCCGGAGCAAUAGUCAUCGUACGACCCGAUGGCUACGUCGGAAUGGUGGCGCCGUUCAUUGCUGUCGAUGAUAUCGAACAAUACUUUGACUCUUUCGCAGCAAAGGAGUGA
Pleurotus ostreatus (oyster mushroom) is the source of this 1818-nucleotide messenger RNA. RefSeq lists its product as uncharacterized. The transcript has 16 exons. The coding region runs from base 1 to 1818 and encodes 605 amino acids. Lineage: Eukaryota; Fungi; Basidiomycota; Agaricomycetes; Agaricales; Pleurotaceae. The record is from RefSeq and is a predicted model, not a curated record. Gene Ontology annotation, molecular function: FAD binding.